Messenger RNA from Opisthocomus hoazin, 1113 nucleotides. It is a transcript of the gene GPR15, whose product is annotated as G protein-coupled receptor 15. Gene Ontology annotation, biological process: immune response; cell chemotaxis; G protein-coupled receptor signaling pathway. The record is from RefSeq and is a predicted model, not a curated record. Gene Ontology annotation, cellular component: membrane; external side of plasma membrane. Lineage: Eukaryota; Metazoa; Chordata; Aves; Opisthocomiformes; Opisthocomidae. Gene Ontology annotation, molecular function: C-C chemokine receptor activity; C-C chemokine binding.
AUGAGGACAGCUUGGCCAGAAAUGGAACUCACCCAGCUUUCGCCGGUGACUACAGUCACUUUCAACUAUGACUACUACUACGAUGACAGCUGCCAGUAUCAGCACCUGCAGUAUAUGUCUACUUUCCUCCCUGUCGUCUACACUGCUGUGUUCCUGGUGGGCAUUGUCGGCAACUCCAUCUUGAUAGCAGCCUUGGUCUUCAAGCGACGGGUCCAGAGGCUGAUCGACGUCUUCAUCAUCAACCUCGCUGCAUCUGACUUCAUCUUCCUCAUCACGCUGCCGUUCUGGGUGGACAAGGAGGCAUCGGACGGGAGUUGGAGGGUAGGAUCUUUCCUCUGUAAAGCUAGUUCCUAUGUUAUCUCAGUCAACAUGUACUGCAGCAUCCUCCUCCUCACUUGUAUGAGUGCUGACCGCUACCUUGCUAUCAUGCAUCCCUCUAUCGCUAGACGGGUCAGAACAAGAUCCAAUUCCAGUGGACUCUGUAUCUGUGUCUGGUUAUUAUCCUGCUGCCUGGGGAUGCCAACCCUUUUGUCCAGAGAACUGAAGAAGCAAUAUGGAAAGACUUACUGCGCAGACAAAGCUGUGACAGAAGCCAGACAGAUCAUGUCACUGACGGUCUUAAUCCUGGCCUUCUUCUUCCCACUGUUGAGUAUCUUAACCUUCUACUGCUCCAUCACCAAGAGGCUCUGUGUGCAUUACCAGAGAGCUGGGAAACAUGAUAAGAAACUGAGAAAAUCCAUCAAGAUUGUCUUCAUUGUAGUGGCAGCUUUUGUUAUCUCCUGGGUUCCCUUCAACCUUUUCAAGCUUAUGGCCAUCCUUUUGGGACUCCUGAAGCAGCCCGACUGUUCUCCCGACAUGGUUGCCCAGCUGGGCAUACAGCUGAGCAGCCCUUUUGCUUUUGCCAAUAGCUGUGCCAACCCUUUCAUUUACUAUUGCUUUGACAACUACAUCCGUAGAGCCAUGCUCCGGUGCCUGUGUCCAUGGGUGAAAACCAGCAGCAGCAGCAGCAGCAGCACCUCUGAUACUCUGGACACUCGCCUGAGCCACUCCUUAUCCAAUUUUGUUGUGGGGGAGUAUGCCACUAGGAAGAGGAAGCGCUCCGUAUCCCUCUGA